AUGGAAAAGCGUUUGGAUUCGAGGAACCAGGUGGUGGAAGAAAUCAUGAGAAUCCAUAGAUCGUUACCGUCGAGACCAGAUAUCGACGACGUCGAAGCCGCGACUUCUCUGAUACAGAACGUUGAAAAAGACGAUCAGAGCCGCUUGGAAGCCAUUGAUAAACAGAAGAAAAGCUCCGAUGUUCCUCGGGAGCUUUUCGACGUGUUGCAAGAGAUGAAGCGAGGUCUUGUUCAUUUCCAAAGCAGAGAACAGAAGAGAGAAGCCACGAAAAUCGUCGAUCUGGAAUCUGUACACGUUGUGUUCGACGAUUUGAUUCAGAGAGCUUCCAAUUGCAUUGCUCCCUCGCCGCCUUCCUCCAUUGUUGACUCUACCGCUCCGGUUGUUUCAUCUUCUGAUUCUCCGGCGAAGAGUUUGUAUUGUUCCGAUCAGGCUCCUGUAAAAUCCAAGGAAAUGUUCACUCGCGACGAUACAUUUGUGACGACGAAACCCAAAUCUUCGCUCUACAGCGACGGGUUAUUAGCUCCUCGCAAGUCUCAGGUUUCAGAUUCAACACUUCAGGCUAAAAAAGUCACCGGCAUUGAUGGGGAGAAACUGAGUCUCAUAAAACUUGCAAGUUUGAUUGAAGUAUAUGCCAAGAAAGCUACUCAGGAGCUAAAUCUACAGCACAAGCUGAUGGAUCAGCUCGAAUGGCUUCCAGAUUCUAUAGGCAAGUUAACGAGUCUGGUUAGGCUAGAUUUAUCUGAGAAUUGCAUCAUGGUACUACCACCAACCAUCGGAGGGCUUUUGUCAUUGACGAGGCUCGAUUUGCAUUCGAACAGAAUCGGCCAGCUUCCUGAGUCUAUAGGAGAUUUGGUCAACUUGGUCAACUUGAAUCUUAGUGGAAACCAGUUAUUGUCUCUGCCAUCAGGAUUUAGUAGAUUGAUCAAUCUUGAGGAAGUUGAUUUAAGCUCUAACAGCCUCUCUAUACUCCCUGAAUCCAUCGGUUCUCUCGUGAGCCUCAAGAAGCUCGACGUUGAAACGAACAAUAUCGAAGAGAUUCCGCAUAGUAUCUCUGGCUGUGCUUCUCUGAAAGAGCUCCGUGCAGAUUACAACAGGCUUAAGGCUCUCCCUGAAGCUGUUGGGAAGAUAACUACCUUGGAGAUACUGAACGUCCGUUACAAUAACAUUCGGCAGCUACCGACAACAAUGUCCUCCAUGGCUAACCUCAAGGAGCUAGAUGUGAGUUUCAACGAGCUUGAGUCAGUGCCGGAGAGCUUAUGCCAUGCGAAAACGCUUGUUAAGCUUAACGUUGGGAACAAUUUUGCAAACCUGAGAUCGCUCCCGGGGUUAAUAGGCAACCUUGAGAUGCUGGAAGAGCUUGAUAUGAGCAAUAACCAGAUCCGUCUCCUUCCUUACUCGUUCAAAGAGCUUUCACAGCUUCGUGUGCUUCGCACACAGCAAAACCCACUUGAAGAGCUUCCAAGGGAAGUAACCGAAAAAGGCGCUCAGGCCGUGGUUCAAUACAUGAAUGAUCUCGUGGAGGCAAGAAGCACCAAAUCUCAAAGAGGUAAACCGAAGAAGAGCUGGGUCAACAGUAUCUGCUUCUUCUGCAAGUCCACCAACUAA
Molecule: messenger RNA, 1605 nt
Organism: Microthlaspi erraticum
Lineage: Eukaryota; Viridiplantae; Streptophyta; Magnoliopsida; Brassicales; Brassicaceae
Source: the annotation of a GenBank genome assembly